Ictalurus punctatus (channel catfish) is the source of this 4142-nucleotide messenger RNA. RefSeq names its product DENN domain containing 1C (gene dennd1c). Gene Ontology annotation, biological process: endocytosis; endocytic recycling. Lineage: Eukaryota; Metazoa; Chordata; Actinopteri; Siluriformes; Ictaluridae. Gene Ontology annotation, molecular function: guanyl-nucleotide exchange factor activity; phosphatidylinositol phosphate binding. Gene Ontology annotation, cellular component: cytosol; intracellular membrane-bounded organelle. Bases 197 to 2899 code for a protein of 900 amino acids. The record is from RefSeq and is a predicted model, not a curated record. The transcript is spliced from 22 exons.
AGCACCACACGCAUGAUUCUCCGCACAGAUCAGGAAGUGAUUCGAUCAGCCUGCUUUCUUAUCCGUUUUAUUAUGUGAGCGUGUUGCUCUGUGUGUGUGCGUGUAUGUAUGUGUAUUUGAGAGGCUACUCUCUAUAGUGCUACGAUGAUACAGAUACUCUACUAAUCACUUAUGGACUCUGUCUUGAAGCCACAACAUGGGAUCCAGACUAAAGGAAAAUCCAGAUAGGACAUUUUACUGGUUCUUUCAAGCUUCGUGCCCUAUCGCCAGAGACAAAGAUCCUGGGCUGCUGUUUCACUUCCCAGACGACUUCUGUGAUGAGGAAUGUUUGCAAUCCCUUCCUCGAUUCUGCUUCCCAUACGAUAUAGAAAGGGUGAGGGAUGGCAUAGCUGUGCAGCACUUUACAUUUGCGUUGACUGACCUGGAGGGAUGCCAGCGAUUUGGGUUCUGCAGACUCACCUCCAGCUCCCAGACCUGCCUCUGCAUCCUCAGCUAUCUGCCUUGGUUCGAAGUCUUUUAUAAACUGUUAAAUAACCUGGCAGACUAUGUGACAAAAGGCCAGACAAGCGAGAUGAGAGAAUUACUGGCGGCUCUCUACAAGCACCCUGUGCCACUGUCCGACAGCUCCGAAACUCUCCAUCUGGUUCCAUACUUCGUCGCCCCUGAUCCGAAGGCUUUACCGUCUAUUCCAGAGAGUAGGAACCUGACGGAGCUGAUCGUGGCUGUAGACGUGGGGAACCUGCUGCAGCUGUACGCUAGCAUGCUGUUCGAGAGACGUAUCCUCAUUUGUUGCAGUAAACUCAGCACGCUGACGGCAUGUGUACACGCGUGUAGCGGCAUGCUCUUUCCCAUGUACUGGCAGCACAUCUUCAUUCCGGUCCUACCACCACACCUGCUGGACUACUGCUGCGCUCCAAUGCCGUACCUUAUUGGAGUUCAUUCCAGCCUAAUAGAGAGAGUGAGGAGUCGUGCUCUGGAGGAUGUGGUCAUUCUGAACGUGGACACAAACACUAUGGAGUCUCCUCACGAAGACCUGAAGAAGCUCCCAACAGACGUGGUGACAGCUCUGAAAGUGAGGCUGAAGCGCCAGGCUGCAUUUACAGGCCCCGGUGUAGCUAAAGCAUUCCUCAGAGCUCAGGCUCAGCUGUUUGGAGCAUACAAAGAUGCCUUACAGUACCUUACAGGAGAACCCGUGUCAUUCAGUGAGGAAUUGUUUCUCACACACAAGUCUCCCAGCAUGAGGCAGUUCCUUGAGAGUGCCAUUCACCUGCAGUUUUUCAAACAGUUUAUUGACGGACGUCUAGAGAUGCUCAAUCGAGAGAAAGAGCCAGACGACCUGUUUGAGGAGGAAAUACUGCAGUGCGGCGCAUCGUCAGGCGGUGCAAAAUCUUACCAGCAGUGGAUGGGGAACCUGAAGAAAGGAGGAGGAUCUCUCAUUCUGACGGUCAAGUCCAAGGCUCAGAUGUACAAAAACGUCACAUGUCAUAGCAAGCUGAAGAACCUCAUUUCAUCAAAGGAGCAGAAACAAGCUCACAUGCUCCAGAGAGGAGGGUCUGUGUGCGGCACACACCCGUACCGCGUCAACAAAUCAGACUGCCUUCAGGACAGAUUACCGAUCACACAGCAUUUUGGAAAGUCCCGACCUCGCAGGCCCACACGCAAACCAACCGUCCAGCAGGGGGAGGAAACACCGCAGGACAACAGUGGCAGCUGGGGAGACGAGUGUUGUGUAGAGUUGGCUUCUGAUGACCUCACCGAGGAGGACGAGUUCUCUGUGAUGGCUGAUCUUGAGGAGAUGGACCUGCUUGGGGAGAUCUUCGACACAUUAAGCACACAGAGCUCCACAGAGCCGGGCUUGCUGUACAGCACACGCAGCCUCGACGUCUUUACCUCCGACUGCACCGACUUCAUCAACAGAAGGAGCUUAGCCACACCCAGUCAGGAGAGCUUGAGUCUUUCCACUGGGAACAAUGGCAGUCUGAUGAGCUGGGAGGAAGGGCUUGAAGAGGGGCCAGAUAUAGAGGAGGAGGAGUCCGAACUGCCAAACGACGAACCAGAAAGGGGCAUGAGAGAUGGGUUGAGAGAGGGUCACAUUACCUCAGGGGAGGAGAAGCCAUGUGUGGAUCUUGGAAGAUUAGAGGAGGAUCUCAUGGAUCUAAGACAGGAACUUGAAGAGGAGCUGAAUGGAAACUGUAAGAAAACUAGCACAUUAUCCAGAGAAGAUCAGGAGGAAACAAGCAGACCAUGCAGGGAAGAUAAGAAGGAACCUAGCAGACCAUCAAAAGUAGUGCCAGGUGAAGCUAUCAUAUCAUACAGAAAACAUCAUCAGGAAAAUAGCAGCUCACCAGGAGAAAAUCAGGAAAGAACUUGGCAGUCCAAACCUGAUGAUGAUAAUGGGGAAAGUAAUGGAGCCCAGGAGAGGCAAGUAAAAGAGGCAAUAAACAACACACACCAUUCAGGACACCAAGAUCUAACUCAGAAGAACAACAACCCAGGGAGUCUACCUAGAAACUCUCCCCAGGAAAAGGAGCACCUUGCUGAGGAACAACUGAAUGCAGACAGUUUGGUUAAUGCAGCCAAAAAAGAUGAGGAACAGGAAGAGUGCAGAGACCAAUCGACUCCUAAAGUGCUCUCCAAAGUGGCCUUGUUCCAGGUCAAGGCCUACCAGACCAAGGGCUCACCCGAGACCGUAAGACCCAGUUAUGGCCACAAAACCUUAGAUACACCUCUAAACAUCUUUCCACGAAGCCCUGAAGCCCUUCGGGUAACCACGAGUACAAAAACUGAUGACUUGACCAUAAAAUCACCAACCACAUCUAAUUUAUCAUCCACAGCCACAGAGGACGAAGACCUUCCUCUACCGAAAGUGUCUGAACUUAAAAAGAGAUUUGAGCAGUGACUGACUGCAGGGAUCGUUUCAUGGCCAUGUCAGUGUUAGCUGCCAGAGAUGCCCACCUUUAUUUGGAGUGACCACAGAGGUGUAUUAUGAAGAAAAGCACAAGCAGAUGUCUAGUUUACUCAAGCACAUCCUACUAUUAAUGUGUAACCUAUUAAAGUGCGGUCGAUACAGUACUUGCUCCGCUGUUGCACAACAAUCCUACUGUUCAAACCAGUUCACAAAACUGAACAUUUAAAAGCACAUUUCUUUUGUCCAUUUAAAAAAAAAAAAAAAAAAUCAAUAAUUUCUUUCUAAAUAAAUCUUAUAGACUUUGACGGUGUUAUUUUUUCCCCCCCAUGACAAAAAAAAAAGUAUAUUUACACUCAUUAACAAUAUUACACCCACUGAUGAUAGUUCCUGAAACUGUCCAAAGAAAUAAAUGAAGGAGUGCACUGGUCCUGGAAAUUAGAAGCUAAAGUAGACAAAAUCUUUACUCAAGUAAGAGAGCAAUUACCCUUUUAAAAAAAAAUAAAAAUUUAAGUAAAUACUCUUGGUUUAUAAAAAAAAAAAAAAAAACCUUUACACACAACACCACAUUCUUCACCUAGUUAAGAUUUAAGUAAAUCUUUUAAACAUCAGUCAAGUAAAUUAUGAAAGUAAAAGUAGAAGGAAACUUCACAAAAUAAAAAGACGUCCAUUUUCAAAUCAUAUGCUGAUUUUAGUUACUCAUGGUAAUGUAUUGCCUUUUUCACCAGUAAACCAUGUAACAUGGGAAAAUACUGCAUGAGCUAAGGUUAAUUAAUUUAGUCCUUCCCUAAUUUAGUCUUGGCCCCUCACCAGUUACAUCUCCCCAUCAUACGGUACAAUAGCGACCAACCAGGGAGGGUGAAGACAGUCACGUGUUUCCUCUGAGACGUGUGUAGCCAGCCACCCACAUCUUUUUAAACUGUUGCUCAUGCUGCACCUGCAAGCAACGUCUGAAUUACGAUGUUCUCAAUUCUACUCAAAAACAGGUCUAAUGCAGCAAAGCAACAAACCAAACCAGGGCAAAUGGUUCCUGGGAAGAAUCUUAUGGUGCAUACGGUGCGACAUUUUUUAGUUCCUACCUGCGAUGAGUUCAUAUGUACUGUCUGACAUGCAAAAACUAAAUAAAUAAUGAAAAUCUUGUAAUCAUCGUUUGUUUCAUCUCAUCCUCUCAUAUACGACCUCUAAUGAAAUGUGUAUAGAGACUUUACGGAGAAAAAUAAAGCUCGGAAGAAACUGG